Venustampulla echinocandica is the source of this 1161-nucleotide messenger RNA. RefSeq lists its product as uncharacterized. The transcript has a single exon. Bases 1 to 1161 code for a protein of 386 amino acids. Lineage: Eukaryota; Fungi; Ascomycota; Leotiomycetes; Helotiales; Pleuroascaceae. The record is from RefSeq and is a predicted model, not a curated record. Gene Ontology annotation, molecular function: hydrolase activity.
AUGCAAUUCGGUCCAACAGAGGUAAACAGGCACAGCCUGAUUCAACGUCAAAAUACGUCGGCUGUAGGAAGUAACCGUCCUUUGUUUAAUCUAAUACCAAAAUUGAAGAGAGCUAUAUACGGUAAUAUAGAUAGCUCGUCCCCCAGGUUUCCAACUUCAGUCCAUGAUCUUCAUUCUCUGAGACCCAAAUCGCCUGCGGCCAUCAUGGCAUGCCGCGAUUGCCUCAGCGGCACCAUCCACACAGAAACACCUACAGGUUCCGAGAAAACAAUUCACGGCUUUCCAACCUAUGUUGCAGAGCCUGAAGCAGGUACAACCCCCAAAGGAUUGGUCGUCAUAAUAUGCGAUGCUUUUGGAUGGAAAAUCUCCAACUGUCGACUGCUAGCCGAUAUAUAUGCAAAGAAAGGAGGCUUCCUUGUGUAUGUACCUGAUUUUAUGAACGGCAAGUCCCCUACUAUUAUCUGCUGUAUCCCUCACGGUGAACAUUUCUUGACUCUAAAUCCGAUAGGCAAUGAUAUGGAUCCGGGAUCAAUGGGCGCUAUGGAACGAAUCGCCAAGCCCGGCUCCUGGCUCACAACCUUAGUCUACAAGCCCAUAUGGAUCCUCCGAGCAAUCUUCACCACAAUUGACUUCUUAAUCAAAAACCGGGUCUCGGUGUGCCAUCCUCGUGUUAUCUCUUUCUUCAGCUCCCUUCGCACCUCCGCCCCGCCAUUCCAAACCCCCAACCUCAAAAUCGGCGUUGCAGGUUUCUGCUGGGGCGGCAAGCACGCCUUCCUCCUCGCAGCCGACAAGCCCUCUUCUCGUAUCCAGCGGCACUCAAGCCAGCACCCCUCCUCCUCAGGUAUAAUUGAGCCAUUGAUCGAUUGCGCCUUCACAGCCCACCCAUCAUUCCUGAAAGUCCCCACUGAUAUCGAGGCUGUCAAGAUCCCUGUCAGUGUUGCAGUUGGCAAUGUGGAUAUGGCGAUGUCGGCACGUCAGAUCGUGACGAUGAAGGAGAUUCUGGAGGUCAAAAACAAGGGCGAUCACGAGGUUAAUGUUAUGCCAGGAGCAAAACAUGGGUUUGCUAUAAGGGUAGACCCUAAGGAUGAGUUUCAAUUAAAGUGUGCCGACAAAGCUGAGAGCCAAGCUAUUGAGUGGUUUACGAGGUGGUUCGCGUCUUGA